CACCUUAAUUAUUAAAUCUUCAAACUUUAGUCUAAAAAAAUUUAAAAUAUACUUUAUAUUUCCACUCUUAAUCAAUCAUAAAUACCUAUCUACUCCCCCUCACUCUUCCACAAACCACCACCACAACAACAAAAAAAUCAAAACAAAAACAGAGCACUCUGUUUUCUCUGUUCUCCCCUGUUUUUUUUAUCAUGACGAAAGAAGUCGAAACCGCUCACGAGCAGGCGGCGGAGUACUCCGCAAAGGACUACACUGAGCCGCCGCCUGCUCCUCUGAUCGACUUAGAGGAGCUAACAAAGUGGUCUUUAUACAGAGCAGCAAUAGCAGAGUUUAUUGCUACUCUGUUAUUUCUUUAUAUUAGUGUGCUUACCGUAAUCGGAUACAAACAUCAAGCGGAUGUUCAAGAUGGUGGUAAUGUUUGUGGUGGUGUUGGUAUUCUUGGUAUUGCUUGGGCUUUUGGUGGCAUGAUUUUCGUACUUGUUUACUGUACUGCUGGUAUUUCUGGUGGACACAUCAAUCCUGCUGUGACAUUUGGGCUAUUUUUGGCAAGGAAAGUAUCAUUAAUAAGGGCAGUAUUGUACAUGGUAGCACAAUGUUUGGGUGCAAUUUGUGGUGUUGGUUUUGUUAAAGCUUUCCAAAGUGCAUACUACAAUAGGUAUGGUGGUGGUGUUAAUGUUAUGGCAGCAGCACACACCAAAGGUGUUGGUUUGGCUGCUGAGAUUAUUGGUACUUUUGUUUUGGUCUAUGUUGUCUUCUCUGCCACAGAUCCUAAGAGAAGUGCCAGAGACUCUCAUGUCCCGGUCUUGGCACCACUUCCUAUUGGAUUUGCUGUGUUCAUGGUUCACUUAGCCACUAUUCCGAUCACCGGAACCGGUAUUAACCCGGCUCGUAGUUUUGGGGCAGCGGUUAUCUACAAUGGCGAUAAGGCGUGGGACGAACACUGGAUUUUCUGGGUCGGGCCAUUCAUCGGAGCUUUUAUUGCCGCGGUCUAUCACCAGUACAUUCUUCGAGCUGGUGCUAUCAAAGCUCUAGGUUCAUUCAGAAGCAAUGCUUAAAUAAAAUGUGGAAAGUUUGGUGGAUCAGAGCCGAAAGAAUUGUAGAUAAAAUGUUUGUUAUGUCACACCGUUCAAGAGAUGCUUUAUGUAUCGAGCUGUUGAUUCGCUCACUUAAAAAUGUUUGCAUGGGAAAGAGGGGUGUGACUUUUCUAUCCUUUUGAUUUGUUUUUUUGUUUUGUUUUUUUUUCCUUUUGCUGUGGAUGUAUUUAAAUUAAAUAUGUUUGUAUGUUUGGUUUAUCUUUAAUUUUAGUUUCUUUCAUUUUCUA
Capsicum annuum is the source of this 1321-nucleotide messenger RNA. Its product is annotated as probable aquaporin PIP2-1. Gene Ontology annotation, molecular function: water channel activity. Gene Ontology annotation, cellular component: plasma membrane. The record is from RefSeq and is a predicted model, not a curated record. Gene Ontology annotation, biological process: transmembrane transport. NCBI's taxonomy places the organism in Eukaryota, Viridiplantae, Streptophyta, Magnoliopsida, Solanales, Solanaceae. Bases 192 to 1055 code for a protein of 287 amino acids. The transcript is spliced from 3 exons.